AUGCCAACACCUCGAUAUGGCACAGGAGCAGCACAUAUCCCCGGUGUUUGUGACAAAGUUGUUGGUGGGUGUGGAAUAAUUAGAAAUUUAACGCAGAGUGUUGACAAAGCUGAGAUCUUUUCGACAACUUCAUCGUCUCAUGGGUAUGCCACAGGAGCAGCUCAUAUCCCCGGUAUUGGUGGAUGGACAAAUACUGGAGAUGAAAGAACGCCUAUCAACAACGCAGAAACCUUCUUGACAACUUCAUCGCCUCUUGGACAUGCAGGUAGUUGA
Rodentolepis nana is the source of this 273-nucleotide messenger RNA. The record is from the annotation of a GenBank genome assembly. NCBI's taxonomy places the organism in Eukaryota, Metazoa, Platyhelminthes, Cestoda, Cyclophyllidea, Hymenolepididae.